AUGUCGGCAUUACUGGAUCCCUCAACUCUCAAAGGGACUCGCGCCGAGGUGCUGAAGCAGUUGAUCGACAUUCGCAUAGACCUUGAACGACAAAUUGCCGUUGUCCUGGGAUUCCAUAACUCCUUCAUCCCCAUCGCAAUCCUUCCUGAUGAAAUCCUGACAGCGAUAUUUUCAAUCAGGAUGCUCGAUGAUAAGUUUGAGCUCCCUCCUACUUCACGACGAGAUGGAUCCCGGGCGAUGCGCAUAGUUUCCCAAGUUUGCCGUCGAUGGAGGGAGGUGGCUUUGGCAACUCCAACGCUAUGGGCAAACAUCGACUUUGACCAUACAUUUGGGGAGUGGAAGAAAGAGCUUCUUCGUCGCACCAAAAAUACUCCUCUUGAUGUCGAUAUCUGGUUCGAUGACGACGAGGGCCGUGAUGACCACGCGUCGACCUUGGAGCACAUUGGACGCUUCGCAUCACUUCAGGCAUACGUCUCUCCAGACAAGAACGGAAGGAUAAAGGGAUACAGUUUGUGGGACGCGCUCAGAAAACCCACACCUCUCCUGAGAUCCCUCAGAAUUUCCGUUGAACCCGUCACACCCCCAAUCCAUCUUCCCAAGCAGUUAUUCAAAGAACCAAUGCUCAAUUUCCGAGAGCUUUCCUUGAAUAACUGCUACGUCAGCCUCUCUAAACCAAGCCUGACCGGCUUGACGAAGCUCCAUGUAAAAUGUCCAAUGAGGCUUCAAGACGGAAAAGAUUUUUACCCCACUGUUCCUGCAUGGCUCAAAAUUAUCAACACGAUAGGCUCCCUUCAGCAUCUCAACAUCGACGGCGCAUUUUCUCCCAUCCCGAGCAAUUCAAGGGGUCUCACCGUCAUACACCUGCCCAAGUUGACCCACCUUCGCCUCGUCGGGGAAGUCGCUCAAUGCACCAGCUUCAUUCGACACCUCGACAUCGCCAACUCCUGCAACGUUGACUUGACUCUUGUAGGGAUCAGAGUGUCUGAUCAUGACGCGAUACGAAGAACCACUCGUAAAGUGGUUGAGCGGCUACCAUCUGAAAUGAUCAGCGCGUGGCACGUAAGGAGUCAUCAAGCGAGUUUCUUCUUGCAAAACCUCUUCACGCCCGACCCCAACUUGAGAAUUGAGCAGCGCGAGGGCUUGUCCUCCCAAUGGGGUGUUAAGAUUCAUUUCGAUUGGGACAGUGUUGCGGACAUCAACGCGAACCUCCCUUUACUAUCGGUCUUCGCAGAACGGGCGACAGUGUUGCAGUACAAAGAUACGGUUGGAAGACACCACGACAGAAGGAAUACCCUCAUUCCACAAUUGCUUGGAAUGUUCACCUGCGUCAAACAUCUUGCCGACAUCUCCCUCGACACUUUACGUCAUCUCACCGAGCACCGCGAUAUGUCGACCAACCCACCCCCCUUGCCUUCUUUACAGUCGGUUCAAGUUGUGGGGUUAUUGAUGACCGCACCACAACGCGGUUUUCUAAUCGCAUUCCUUCGCAUGCGAGAGCGACAGGGUUUACAAAUUAAGAAGCUGGAUGUUAGAAAUUGUGGGUUCAAUAACAAGGUGUUGCGUGAGCUGGAGCAGUUCGACGGUUUGGCUGUUACCUCUAAUCGGUCGAACGAUGAACCGCUUGAGUUCGACGUUCGGCGUUUCGAAACUUAUGGUGUCUUAGAAGAGGUUAGGGAAUAUCCAGAUGGGGAGUCGCAUGAUCAUCAAGGCGAUGAAUACGAGAGCUUCUAA
Messenger RNA from Laccaria bicolor S238N-H82, 1731 nucleotides. RefSeq lists its product as uncharacterized. The coding region runs from base 1 to 1731 and encodes 576 amino acids. Lineage: Eukaryota; Fungi; Basidiomycota; Agaricomycetes; Agaricales; Hydnangiaceae. Gene Ontology annotation, molecular function: protein binding. The record is from RefSeq and is a predicted model, not a curated record. The transcript has a single exon.